Molecule: messenger RNA, 2860 nt
Organism: Manduca sexta (tobacco hornworm)
Lineage: Eukaryota; Metazoa; Arthropoda; Insecta; Lepidoptera; Sphingidae
Product: transcription factor Sox-9-A
Exons: 3
Coding region: 596-1240 (214 amino acids)
Biological process (GO): cell differentiation; anatomical structure morphogenesis; regulation of DNA-templated transcription
Molecular function (GO): DNA-binding transcription factor activity, RNA polymerase II-specific; RNA polymerase II cis-regulatory region sequence-specific DNA binding
Source: RefSeq, a predicted model, not a curated record
AGGCCAAUAGCGGACCGAGGCGGCGCCGCUUGCGCGCGCGCACCGCCCACCGACCUCCACUAACGGGAAAACUCGGAAAAUUUAUACCCAGUAUACCUAAAUCAUUGCAUUCAUUGCAACAUAAAGAUAUCUAGAAGAUUCUGAUAUGAAUUCUAUUUUAACCCCUUAAGUAAAAAAAAUACUGCACCAUUACAUAAAGUUAACUUUAAUUUAUUGGAUAAAUUUGCUAAGGAUCUGCCAGCCCUUGUUUUGUUUGAGAUAUGUUAAGAUUAAAUAAUGUUGAUCAACCCACAUAAAUCAAUAAAAAAUCCAAAUUUCGUCGAACUUACCUACACUAAGCAUUAUUACCUUUGUGGUAAUAUUUACAUUCACAAGUAAUAUAAUAACGGAGUAAUCGAUAAGUAAACAAACAGAAGAUGGUAUCGGCGUGCCGCGCGCGCCCCUUCUGUCGAACAUUUUUAUAGUAAUGCGCGCGCACAAGGAACUCUUUAUAGAGUGUGCGCGCGAGUCGACUGCACGCGCGUUCAUCCCGCGGCCUAUACUACGGGCCUGGCUAUAGUUAUUUGUCAUAACGACGAUAGGUCUAAGUGUAAAUAUGAGCUGGGAGCAAGAGCGAGGCAAGCAAGAGAUCAACGAGGCCGUCGGGAAACUUUUGGUGAAUUUCAACUACGACAAUAUAGUGCCUCAGCAGCCCAAAGGAGGCGGUUGCUCGCAACGAAACCACGUGAAAAGGCCCAUGAACGCUUUCAUGGUAUUUGCGCAGGCCAUGCGAAGACGUCUCUCUGAACAGCGGCCGUCCCUACACAACGCAGAACUGAGCAAAUCAUUGGGAACUAUGUGGAAGAGUUUAAGUCAUGAACAGAAGUUACCGUUCAUCGAAGAGGCUGACAAUCUCCGUACGCAACAUAAAAAGAAAUACCCCGGUUACAAAUAUAGUCCACGACGUCGGAAGCCGGCGCAUUCCACAGCAACACGACUUAAACGAGAGCUUUCUUCGGACCAAAGCCACAUUGACUUCGAGGGCAUGCCGGAGAUAUCCCCGGCGUUGCUGGAGGGAGGCCCGCCAGACGGCGCUGAGUUCGAACAAUACUUGAAGCCAGUGCCGGACUACCACGAGCUCCAGCCACGGUACUCAGCCCACAGCCUCACCCACCAUGCAGUACCACCGUUGUACGCGCCCGUCCCACCAGAUCUUCACUCCCCAUGCACCGAAUGGCAGCCCUACCCAGGUCAUCCCUAAUAUAGGCGCUAUUCAAUUGUUCCUGAAUAGACAUAGUUUAACGCAGUUUCCUAAAAUGUUAUUUUAUCAACAUUUUUUGUUAAGUUAUAUAAAACUAGGUCACAUAAGUUGUAAAUAUAAGUAGGUCUACAUCGCGAGGCGGCUUUGCGCACGUGCAUUUAAUCAGGAGUAAAAUAAACAUUUGGUUUGCUAUUCAGUUAUUAUUUAAAUACAGAUGUUAUAGUCAUGAAUUUUCCACGUCACGUUUGUAAAAAUAACAAAAAUAAUAGAUUUUACUAUAAAAUAUUUACUGUGUUAUGCCUCUAUGUAGUGUUAUUAUGUAAUUAAACUAAUAAUUAAUAUUUAAAUUAAGGUAGGUAGUUAAAAAAUCCUUCAGUUCCAAAGUUAUUUAACAUAAGGAUAUAAGUUAUUACUUAUUAGGCGCUUUCAACAAUUUAUAUUUUGUUUUAAAAAAUCAAGCUAUGUCUUGACUUAGGGUAAUCAAAACAAAACCCGUGAUAUAGUCUGGAACACAGAACAAUUGGUUUAGAUGUCCAAAAUUAACACAAAUUACUCUGAUAAAAAUAAGAAAGGAAAUAGUAGUGAAGGGUGAAUUUUUCCAAAAGGGAACCCAAUACCACUUAUAGGUACUAAUAAUAUGCAUUUAAACGCAGUCUGGAAAUCGUUUUAAUGAUAAUUAGAUUUUACAUAAAUUACGAAAUGGAAGCUGGCAAGAAUGAGGUUAUAUGGACCCUUGGCUAUUGAAAGCAUAAAAACAUUCAUAAAUCAGCAAAUAAAUAAAUUAUAUACCUACUUCUCAUCCAUGGUCGUGUAAAUCCUCGUGGAAGAUACAAGAUGUAUCUCAUUAUACUUACUUGUACCGGCCAAACUCUGCCUGAAUAGGAAUUCUGUACUAGUGGCGCCAAUUUUAAACUGAUAUUUAGCUGGUAACGCAGUAAGGUUUUGAGUUUUAAGUGAGUCUUGCUGAUAGUAGGAUAUAUUUUAUAUUCGUUCAUAUAGCGACCACCGUACACAAGGUGUAAAAACACGCCAUACAGGCUCAUGUAAGUGUGUGGCGUUCCGGGAUAAGACCGGAAUAUUUAUAUCGACUACCGAGAGGUAAUCUCUUGUCAGUGACCAUUCUAUUGGGCCCCAAUCUAUUUACCAUCAACGUGCAGUCACUUGGCCGUCACCGUAUAAAAAAGCGGUAAUUUUCGGCCUACAAAUUAAUAGUAAGUGACAAACUGUACAAGUUUAUUAUGGAAAAAUGUUUAAAUGUAUAUCGUUCAUUAGACAAAUAACGUAAAUUCGAAUAAAACUUAGUGAUUUAAUUGUCCGUUUUAGUGCAUUUCGCUGCUUUUUAUUACAUAUAAUAUGGUUUUGAUAGUGCAUAUAAUCCGAUGUCUAUUAUGGGCCAUCUCCAGACUUCAAAGCUAAACUUGAGGAGGAGCGUUGUCAUUCUUAGUAUAGCGUUUAAUAUUAUAUUGUUAUUAGACAUAGCUAUAUUUAAAACGUGGAAGCACCAUUAGUUUUACUUCAUUAUACUAAUACAGAAUAUGUUUAGAAUAAUUACUGUUGUGAUUAAUUAAUUAUAAGUAUCAUAUUCAUGUUAUUGUUCAAAAUAAAGUGGGUUUAUUAUUU